Coregonus clupeaformis (lake whitefish) is the source of this 4927-nucleotide messenger RNA. Its product is annotated as limbin. Lineage: Eukaryota; Metazoa; Chordata; Actinopteri; Salmoniformes; Salmonidae. Gene Ontology annotation, biological process: smoothened signaling pathway. The transcript is spliced from 23 exons. The record is from RefSeq and is a predicted model, not a curated record. Gene Ontology annotation, cellular component: ciliary membrane; plasma membrane protein complex. The coding region runs from base 236 to 4471 and encodes 1411 amino acids.
GUAAAUUUGGAUGACCAAUUUCCAUGACCAGUGUUUUUACAGUGGACAAGCUGUUUAGCCUACUGUUUUUUGUCUAUUUCGCAUGACACCUUUUUAGAUAUAUUGUAACACAAUGUCGUGUUAUCAGAGAAGAAUUACAAUGUUGACAUUGUAUGUGCGAUCUUCGGACACAGUAGCAGGAGGAUGCAAGAUGUAACGGAUUUCGGAAGUAGUGAAAGAUUUAGGACACAAACGAAUGCUUCAGGUACAUUUCUUCGUGGAAGUCACUGUAUUCUCUAUUUUCCUCUGUUUUACACUAGAAUAUAGGCCUAUAUUUCGGAUACAACGUCUACAACAGCUCCCUUUAAAUUUUUAUGGGUUCCACAAUGUAACCCAUCGUGAAAAUCCAUGCCAUUCCGCUAUCCCGGGGGACAGCAACGAUAUACAUCCCGCGUUCUGUAACUCCCUACUCUCAUGGGGAACUUUACAGAACGCAUUUGGAAAUGAUCGACCUAGAGACUCUCCCAGACCAUUUCAACACGACCCUGGUGGAAAAUCAGCAGAGCCGAGUUUGAAGAAGAUGAAUGGACAACAAGGGCAAUGUGGGCCCUUGGCUUUCUGUGCUGAAGAGGGUCCUGUUCGUUCUGUGGCCUCAGCAGCAGGCCCCUGGGGACAGUCCCUCUAUGCUUCCAUAAGCCACCUGGCUAACAUCAUGCAGCAUAGAGCCCGGAGCCGCAGGAGGAGCCUCACCAGAUACAUCACUGGUUACACUCUGCCUCAGGUUCAGAGUGCUGCACAGCCAUCAGCGUUUGGACUCAAAUUUCACAAAUGUGCCCAGGUGGAGGUGGGGACUGAGUUCCCCCAUCUGACAUUCUUCCUGCUCAUCCACAACAUCGGGCCUCCGGGGGGCACCAACCUGUCCCAGCUGGCCAUCAGGGACUCCGUAUCUGGGAUAGCACCCCUUCAGAGUGUGGGGAUGGUGGUUGAGAAAGGCUUCCAGACCUUCACCAUUGACUCACUUCCAGCUGGGUCUCAGUAUGUUGUGACUUAUACUGCCCUCAUCAAGGGUCACAAGAGUGAAAUUCUGGACCUGCCAGCCUUCCUAACAUUCUCCAAUGCUUCACUGAAUGACGUCAAUAUGUUUGGUCCAGUGGUGGCUAAUUUGACACUGAGGGUGAACUCCACGGACAAGAUUCACCCCAAUCACGGGGUCCACUUUGCUGGGUUUGUUGGGGGAUUCUUCCUAUCCUUGUUGCUGCUGUCCCUAGGAUUUCUGGCUAUGAACCUGAUAUGUGCCAGAGCCAGGAAAACCUCUCUGCAGCGAAGGAAAAAGCGAGGUGAUUCAGACCCUGAGUAUGCAGUGUGCAACAUGAGCGAGACGGCCAAAGAAGAGGCGGCAUUCGAGGACAAGAUGGUGGACAUUAUGGUGCUGGAAGACCCCCAGAACAUGUAUCAAGCUCUGGAGAACCUGGAGAUGUCCAGCCUGCUGCGGGCCACCUCUAGCCUGGAGAGCAGCCGUGUCCAGAUGUACAAGGACGUGAUCGCCGCCCUGCUGGCCGCGCUGUGCUCCCAGAAUCACAUGUCCCAGCAGGCCGAGCAGCGCCUCCUGAGCGUGCUCCACGGCCAGCUGAUGGGCAUGGAGGGCAAGCUGAAGGAGGAGCACGUGGCGCGCAUGGCAACCCUGGCGGCCCAGUGUAACCUGGAGACCCGGGAGCAGAUGGAGGCCGAGCACCGCAGGGAGGCCCAGGAGAAGGCCCGGGCAGAGGUGCUGUUUCAGCACGCCGGCCAACAGGAGCUCCUCCAAUGUGGUGUCCUCCUGGAGAAGCUCCACAAGCUGAAUCAGAGUCAGCUCCAGCGCACCCUGCUGGCGAGACAUGAGGAGGCAUCUGCCAAGGUCCAGAGGCACAUAGUGGAGUGGAGGAAAGUAGAGCUGCACCAGAUCUUCUCAGAGGAACUGGAGGAAGCCACCAGGAUGGGCGAACUGGAGAAGACCGUGGCCAGGAGUCUCCUGCAUGACUACUUCACCUACCAGAAUCAACUGGAGGAGGUGCUGGACGUGGUCCUGGCCAACCAGCGUUGCAUGCUGGGAGAGCGCCAUGCCCAGAGGAGGUUCCUGGUGCACAGCCUCCACAGCCUGAAGGGCCUCAUCUCUGAGACCUUCUCCAAGACCUCUAGCCAGAUAGAGAGCUGCUUCAACCAACACAGGAGGGGGAGCGAUGUGUCUGGGGAGCAGGUGGAGCUGCUGCUAGACAAGGCCCAGAAGCAGCUGGUGCUGGUGAAGCAGGGGCUUGACGAGGCUCUCAACCGGGAGAGGAGGGCCAUGCACUGUGGCCUGGUCAAGAAGAGGAGAGACCUCAUCUCUGACAUGCUCCAGGGCCACAAGCAGCGUCAGAAGGAGCUGUCGUCCCUGUCCCGGGGGGGUCUAGAGGAGGACAGGGUGGAGGUGAAGCCGUCCCAGCAUCUCCACUGCUGGCAGAACUUGCUGACCUCCCAGUGCCUGGAGCUGGGUGAGCUCAUCAACAACCUGGAUGAAGAGGCUGCCGCCGACAUCCGCAAGGUCACCAUGCGUGUGAUCCACAGCCCCAUGGCGGAGGUGAAGGCCAUCCAGCCUGCUGCUGCCCAGGCUCUGCUGGCCCUGGGUACCCCCCGUGGCCCCUUCCAGCAGCCAGAGCAGGGUGCCCACACAGGGGCCAGCAGCAGCAACCUGUCCCAGGCCCAGGAGAGGCUUCAUCUGGAUGGCAAGGCGGCAGUGAGGACCCUCCAGGCCUCCAGGGACUCCCUGCACCAGGGCAUGGGGAGGGAGCUACAGGAGCAGCAAGAACUGAGGGCUAAGGGUCGGGCCUUCUAUAGGUCUCUGUGUUCGUCCCAGCUCACCUUAUCAGAUGAAGAGUUACUGCGUAUGAAGCUGGAGUUCCAGAACUGUCUGUUCAGGAUGGACCACUGUCUGGUGCUGCCUCACGCCCUCUCCCGCUCCAAACUGCAGACCGCCCUGUCCACCUGGAGGAAGGAGAUGGGGGAGCAGGCUGAGCAUCCACAGCCCACGGAGAAGAAGACGAGGACUAAAGGGAAAUUCACUGAGGCCAGACAGAGAGCAGACCCCUCAGAGCUGCUGCUCUUCCAGAAGAAGAUGGAAGACAGGAUCCAGCUGUUUGAGAAAGAAAAGGAAAAGGAGAGCACAGCCAUGGAGAAGGUCCUGGAGGAGAUGCGUAGUGAGCGGGAGGUAGAGCUCCAGCACCAGGCAGACGGCCUGGCCGUGCAGAUGGCUGCCCUCCACUAUCAGAAGGUUGAGAGGAGGACCAGGGUCCUGGAGUCCUCCAGAGCUCUGCUUAGCAUCCAGAGCCUGCUCACUGAGGAGCUGCGUGCCAGCAGGAGCCUGGGGGCAGCCCCCAUAGCCCAGAGCAUCCAGAACCACUGUCUGGUACGUACAGGUUUGGAAGAAGCCGAGCUCCAGCUCCAGAGAGAACAUGCAGAGUUGGAGAGUCUGGAGACUGGACCAACCAGACUGACCCAAAACAGACCACCCAAAGACCCAGACCACUCUGAUCAUGAAGAGGAGGAGGGAGACGAAGAGGAAGGGAGGCUGUUUCACAUAGAGUGUGACAGUCGCAUGGCCACUAUCCUUCACGAGGCGCUAUACAAGUGUGAUCAGGUCACCGGUCUGCAGACAGAGAGGCUACAAGAGGCCAAUGCAAGGAGUCAGGCUAUGGAGGAUCUCAAGGAGCAGCUGGAGCUGAAGAGACUCUACACAAACUGUGACCAGGAUCUGGAGUUUGCAGCCAGGCUAGUGAGGCAGAGCCAGGUCUCCGCUGAGGUUCUCCUAGAGGCUCUCCGUCUCCUCCUCCCAACCCUCCCAGAGUCAGAGCUGCUGUCCCUCAUCAACGCCCUCUGCCCCAAGCAACCUGUCCUUCCAGCUUCCGCAGAGCAGGAGAGCAUAGGGUGGCCAGGGGGAGCUGGUAAAUCUCUGCUUGUCAGACUGAGGGAGGAUAUGGUGGGGAGGAAUUUCUCAGCCCACACGACGGACCAGGACCGAAACCAGUUCCAGGAGAAGAGGCAGAGCCUGCUGGAGAGGCUGUUCCUCAAUCCCAGACCCGAGGCUCCCAGGGACGUGAUGCAAGUGUUGGUCCAGGAAAAGGGGAGGGAGGGAGUUCUUCGACCCACUCCACAACAACCCACUCCCAAACCAGUCGCGACUGGAACGAGCCAAACCACAACCUCGGAGCAGCUCCAAGACUCUGUUCUGAUUUCAGUGGGAGGAGGAGUAGAGGUGGACAGUGAAACUGUGUUUGACUCUACUACUGUAACAAAAACCUCCACCUCUUGCCCGGCCAACGAUGCAGUAGUACAGGACAUCCCUACUACGGGAGAGAGGGUGUUUGUGUUCCGUGCCCCGCUGGAGCCCCAGAACACCACGGCGGCCACCAACAGGAAGAGGAAGAAGAGGAACUUCCUUAAUCUGAAGAAGGGAUCGGUGGCCCCCACGGACCAACCCUGAGUUUGUUGGUGGUUUCAGAGGACCAACCCUGAGUUUGUUGGUGGUUUCAGAGGACCAAUUCUGGGCACAGAAGAUUCCUACUGAUCAUAUACUGUACCCCUAGCCUGGUCCCAGAUCUGUUUGGUGUGACAAGAAACAAAUAAGUCAUUACAGAUGACAAUGGCCAAAACAGCAUAAAAAGAUCUGGGACCAGGCUAGGGGAACCCUGUUAGAUUCUGCUAUGUGGUCUUAAAUGUCCCACCAGUAUGUUACUCACUGAUGGUAUGAAAAAAAUGAACAGAAUGAUUGAUAAUAAUUUUGUCUAAAUAGUCGGCAGGUAGUCUUUAGGCAGCUAGUUUUUAUUAGAACUGAUGAGUUGCACGUCUUGUUAAAUACAUAUGUCUUCACCAUUAGCAAUAUUUUAACAAAUUAUAUGAAUACAAUUAUGAUAAAUGAAUACAAAUGUUAUCAACAACA